AUGAAGGAACAGACAAAAUUAUCGUGCAUAUAUGAUCAGAAUUACUGUAAUGUGAAUACAUUACCGUCCAGAAAAGUGUACGCAGCAUUCGAACAGAAGAAUGGCAAACAUCAUCAAUGUGAUAACAUCAGCACCUGGAUACAAGGAAUAGAAGAAAUUUUAGGGGAUAAUUUAAGGAUGGGGGCAUAUAGUACAGUUUCUUUAGAGCUAAUAGCGGGUGCAUGGUGUCUUUUAUCUAAGGUUAGUACAGAAAAUCCACCUUGUAAGGUGGGGGUGCUGUGUGACUUUUUUUAUUUUUGGUUAGGAGACCAACUGCAUGGUAAAUUGAGUGGAUGGAAUACUUCACUUCCAACUAUUAUGCAACAAAUAUACACUAAAUUAGGAGGCAACAACGGUCCAUGUAGUUAUGGAACUAUUGACAAUACUAAUGACGGGGGCUUCCUCCAACGGAGAAAAAAAGUAUUCGAUUAUUAUUACGAUUAUAGAACUAUAUGGAAACAACUAAUGGAGAAUGACGCCCCCUGUAGUACAGCCUAUGGAGAGUAUUUGAAAGAUGCUCAAGAUGCUUAUGGAAGAGUGCAAGCAAAUUGUCCAACUAAUAAUGAUGACUUCUGUAAAGAAUUCUGGAAUAAGAAGUUCCAGAAUGGUACUAUCCCAAAACCGGAAGACUUGAAGUCCAAAGCAGCGUCUGAACAGGACCUUCCACCAUCUGACGAUGAAGGGGAUGAGAAAAAUCUCCUUUCCUGCUUGGAAGUGUUGUCUUCCAAAGUUGCUACAGUGCCGAAAGAAACGUCAUCCCACCUAUCACCAGCAUCACCAGAGGUGGAGGGUGCUGCUGAAAGCAGCAGGAGCAUUGCCCCCAUAGUUUCUUCCACACUUGCCGCACUCGGUCUACCAGCGGCUGUUUUCCUCUUAUAUAAAUAUACCAAUUUAUUCUCUGGAAUAGAUGGCACCUUCCCUAAGGAAAGGAACAAAAGAAAAAGAGGGAGUCCAGUGGAACGACAUUUUAACAAGUCUUCAGUUGACGACGACGAUACCUUAACAACAACAGAAGAAACUUCUUCUACAGUGGACAGUUCCACAAUAACCGAUUCCAUAACAGAAUACUCAGCGCCGCCAUCCAAUAGAAGAAGAACAAACAAUAGAAAAGGACAUCAACAACAAAGACAAAGAAAGACGAAUAUUAGUUAUCACAACAUGUAA
Molecule: messenger RNA, 1203 nt
Organism: Plasmodium coatneyi
Lineage: Eukaryota; Apicomplexa; Aconoidasida; Haemosporida; Plasmodiidae
Product: KIR protein
Exons: 3
Coding region: 1-1203 (400 amino acids)
Source: RefSeq, a predicted model, not a curated record